AUUCCAUUUGGAAGAUGUGAUUAAAAAUGUUUCCUUGGAAUAAAAAAAUGGAUUUUGCUGAAAGGGUUAACGACCCUCGUUGGCCCACAAACCGCAGCUUGACGGUCAUGUGUCCUAGACAGUACUGAGAAAUAUCUCUGGUUCCUUUUAGCAGCUCAGUCUGUAGCUGGUAUGUCCGGAUCGUCUGGGUGUCAUCAGUCUGCCUCACCGGAGCUCCGCGCGGAUCCUCGCCUCGGGUCAGAGCCCGGCACCAUGAAGAGCGACACAAGGUGCGCCGAGGCGUCGGCAGCGCGCGCACAGGUGACGGACCUGCUCCAGAUAGUAGCAGCGGGACGGCGCGUCCUGGAGAAGCCAGACCAAACCAAGUAUAUGGACCUGAAGAGGAGCGGAGCGGAACCGGAGAGGAGCGGGGAGCCAGACCGGGAGCGGGUCGGUGGCGGUGCCGGGACUCCAGACUCUGACCUGCCUGGCAGAAAAGCUGAUCCAUCAUCGUCAUCAUCACCCCGCUGUGCGACAAAGACAGAGGCCUCCCUUCAGCUGGGAGGUGAAAGCGCGCGCGUAAUGACGCAUCUGGACAGGACAGAAGAGACAGAGGACACGCAGCACGAGGACAAAACAGCCCGGGGCUGCGAUUAUCUGAGCGGGAGGAGUGAGUCUGAGGACAAUGAGGAGGAAGAGGAGGAUGAAGGUUUGGUGCUUUUUUACGAGUCCGGCCCUUUCGUGACGGAGGACGAGUCUCACUACAUCACCACGCACGAGAUCCAGCUCUCCGAGCUCUCAGACCACGAGGGGGACUUCGGGGUGGGCUCCUCGGCGGGCAGCUGGGACGUUGAAGAUGACGGCCAGGUGUACCCGUUUGUGGAUUACCGCUUGGAGGGGGACGCGCGCGCUCAGAGCGCAGCAGCGGUCAGCACUCUGCCUGAAAGUGAUCCGCGCGCCGCGGCCAAGUUCUCCGGCUCAGAGGAGCAGAGCGGCGGCAACAGUGGGGGACAGAUCCACCUGUCAAUCAGAACCACCUCGCGAGCUAUAAAUGACCCUGGCACCGCUCGAGACCAGGAAAAUCUCAUUUAUCAUGCCAGGCGCGCCGGAGACAUGAGCCGCUGCGUGUUUAGGGGAGUGGACGGGAAGGCAGAGCCUCUGUGUGACAAGUGUCUCAUAGCUGCGCCCGGGCGCGUGCAUUUUGGCGGCAAAUUAAGAAGAAAAGAGACGCAGGAGCUGUCCAGCAGCACGUCCAGUGCUGUCAGCGAGCUGGACGACGCUGACAAGGAGGUGCGCAGCCUGACAGCCAGGGCCUUCAGGAGCCUGGCCCAGCCGUAUGCCUUCAGCUUCAGCACCUCCAGCGAGUCCUCGGCCUCAGACCUGAACAGGUGGUCCACGUUUGUCGACCUGCAAUAUGGCAACAUGAACGUGGAGACGAACCCAGACAGCAGAGGUUUCAUCACAGCUCCCAGCAGCCAGCUGUUCACUCUGAGCGGCACGCCCCGCACGCAGCAGAUCCAGCUGAUGGGAAAGUUCGGCCAGGGCCACGGCGGGGUCAUCCGGCUCACAGAGACACUCAACUUCCGCUGCAACGUCAAGUCUGCGGGAGAAAAGCGCGCGCCGUGCGCACAAAGCGCAGCAGGAUCACGUUCCGCGGAUGGAGUUACCAGCAGCGCGCUGAGUGGGGCCAGCGGGACGCCCCUCAGAGCCAUGGAGGACGCGCACAAGAAGGCCGUGUUCGCCUCGAGCCUCAUCAAAAAUGUCCUGUCCAAGAAGAUGCAGUUCGAGCAGGAGCGCAGGAUGGAGAGAGGAGAGAUCAGGGAGCCGCAGCAGGAGGGGGAUAGGUGCAGGGAGGCCAGACGGGGCUCCAAGGUCUCCCAGACCAGCCCGGACUACAGCAUCGUGUGCCUGGACGAGCUGGGGGACAUCGUGGACAGCGGCUCGUCGGAGACCAGGAGCGAGUCUCAGAGACGGGACAGGAGCGCUGCCGCRCCACAAACUCAUUUAGAGGCGGCGAGCGGAGCUGGAGUCGAUUCUAAAAAAGGCGCAGUGGAUGCGUCCAGAAGCACGCUGCUGCGGAGCCAAAAUAGCGCCUUCAGAUGCUGGAAGGACGAGGGGCUAGGGUUUCAGCAAGACCAGAGGAGCCUCGAAACUCUGCAGGACCACAGCGAGGCGGAUCAGCCCUCAGGCACCGGGAAACUCACGCAAAUGUCUCAUUUGUUUGUUCCGAGGAUCCAGCUGCUGUCCGGGGACGGGGAGGCCGGGCAGCAGCCGCACGGAGCGGACUGUCCUCGGGAUGGAAGCGGACCCAAAGUGCGCUCCGACAACACCUUAUACAUCACAGACUCCUGCAGGUUCACCACAUCCAAGUCCCCGGAGAUWAAAAUCAACCUGAGGAGCGUGAAAGACAACAGAACCGAACCUCUGGGAGUCUCCAAGCUGCGCGCUCCCAACAUCAACUCCGGCCUGAUCAGAACCGACAGCUUUAAAUGUCAGGCCCUGGCUGCAGCUCUGAAGGGUGAGUCUUCAGAUAAAGUUCCACACUUUAUGGUUAGAGACAUCAGGGACAACAAGGCAAAGCUGCAAACUCCCAUUCACCAAGUCCGAGACGUGAGGAAACUGGUGAAAAGUUCCUAUCACUUUGUUUCUUUAGAUAAUGACAACAAACCUGUCUCUGCUGACUGGGAACAAAAGAAACUCACACACAACCAGAAUCUCAGCUCCGCCUCUCCGAUAGUGAUCAAAUGUCAGUCAGUUAAUACCAACAAUACUGGGAAACAAGCAGGAAAUCUGGAGUUAGUGAAACAGGAGACUUGUGACACAGGCAAAUCAGAAGAGGCUAAAAGUGGCCCACCUCAGGGAGCAGCUCAGGCAUCAGAAAGAGAGACGAGGACUGAGAGCAGAGUGGCUUCAAACAAGCAGGACAAAGAGUCAGAGACRACAGAUAAGAAGCCAGAGUCCAAAAUAGCAAAUCAGGUGGCUUUGGAAAAACUCCAGGCUGCUGUAAAAACCAUGGAGCAGCUUUAUGUGUUCGAUAAAAAUGAGUGGAAAAGGAAGAGGGAGCCUCAGCUUCUGACAGACAGCCAUGUCCUGUCUCUGAUMGCCCGUGAGGAGCAGGGAGGACCUGAGGACAGACCAGGAGCGACAGGGCCCAUCGUGGACAAGACAGUCAGAAGAGACUCCUGUCCCAAUAUAGACAAGAAGACCCCACUAGUGACAGCGUCCCCUGAGACUGACAGCGUCCUCAGGCGGGAGGACGCAGACCUGAAGGAGCUUCAGACGUCCAGCAGCCACGAUGAAAGGUCAGGGUCAAAGUCUGUGCCGGCUCCGACCAAAACCAGGUCCAACAAGGCUGCUGACACUCGCCACCCAAACACCAACACACAGAAGCCUUUCAGCAACAAAAGUUACGCCCCCAAGUCCCCUAAACUCCCCGUAACUUUAAAAAUCAGCCAGACAGGAAGGAGCAGGAAGGAAGCAGCUGAGCGGAUGGACCUGGAAAGAUCUGAACAUCUGUUUUCCAACACAUCAGCCUGCAACGAGAACUAUCUCACCAUUCCAGCCAAAUCCCACCUCAGCAACAGCAAACCUGUUCUGUCGGCCGAAAAAACGUCAGCAAACACGUCUCAGGCUCGCCCUAGCAGUCCUCCAAGACACAAGGGAUCUGAGUCCAGGAGCCUGGAGGACCACGACCCGAAGCUGAAACGUUCCAGCCUUGUGAUGGAGACACACCCACAGGAAGUCCCCUCUGCCACCAUCUACCACUCCUUACCACUGGGGCUGUCUGCCAGCCAGCCACAGGUGUACUGCUUCUCCCCAGCGGUGACUCCGGCCCCMACCUUGGACCCCUUCCAGGCCACUCAGAGGAAGAUGCUCCUGGAUCCCACCACUGGGAACUACUACCUGGUGGACACACCUGUGCAGCCCACCACGAAGCGCCUCUUUGACCCUGAAACGGGACAUUAUGUGGAGGUGCCAAUGCCGCAGCCUCCCAUGACCCCCGUGCCCCUGCCCAUCUCCCCCCUGGCUCUCAGUCCUGGAGCGUACGGCCACGCCUACAUGAUCUACCCAAGCUUCAUGCCGACACCUUCAGUCAUACCUGCCCGGACCCUGGUGCAGUCCCAGCUGUCGGUGCCUUCAGAGGCAGAGACUGGAGACAGGACGUCCUCGCAGCAGAGUGAAGGCGUGUACAUGGACAGUCCUUUCUACAUGACCACUGCUCCCCAGGCCCCGGCAGCCUGCAGCCGGCCGCAGCACGGCUCCUCCAGCUUCAAGCAGCCACUCAUCAGCAUCAGCUCCCAGCAAGGACCCCGGAUCAUCGCCCCGCCCUCGUUUGACGGGACCACCAUGAGCUUUGUGGUGGAGCACAGAUAAGUCUCUGUCAGGAAGACGUUUGGUGCAGAAGCUGCUCUAGUUUAACAUGAAUGUAUUUUUUUGGUGAUGAUAGAUAUUUUUGUAUUAAACAGAUGUUUUACCUGCUUUAACGUUGUUAAAUAAUGUCACUACACUGUUUGAAGUAAAAGAUGUAAAUUUAGCUGCCUUUGUUAGUCAAUUCAACACAAGGAAACCCAUUUUAUCUACUGUUAGAGAAAUUAUUACAGACACAAAAAUAUUGCUCCAAACUUCACAGUUUAAUUACUGAAGGCUUAGCAAUAAUUUGUACCAUGUAUGAGGAUUUCUGUUUUUUUUUCUUUAACAUGAACAAACAGCUGCAGCAAUAGUUCUGAUAAUUYAUGCAUGAAUCUUUUUUUUUGUCUGUUUUUGCUCUGUAUGAGAAGAUUUCUGAGUUAAUUCUGUAAAAUGUAAAAGCUUUAUUUGUACACGGUGAUUUUAAACAUGUGGAUCUGCUGGACAGUCCAUCCUUUUAAAUGUUGAAAAUGUGUCACAGAAGGAAGGUGUUUUAUAAUGAACGCUGUCGUUAUUUGACAAAGAUUGAUGCAUUUGGUAUAAGUGCAGUUUGAUCUAUAGAACAGACUCAGAUGGAAGAAAGUUGAAAGUCAAAAGCCAGAGUUGAUGAGUUCACCUCCACGUCUGAACGUCUGCACUCUCACUGCACGACUAAACAGUUUUAUAAAAGCAGACAAGUUCUGUCCUCGUCCAGCAGACUGAGCAUGAUGAGGAGAAGUAACAACCAGGCAGAUAUCUGUGCAGGUGGUCCCACACAGGCUGCUGCAAAACGCCACCUGCAGGAACAUAAAUUGCUACAUGAUGGAUGUGAAGAGGAAACAUGGUGAGACAAAGAAUCAGCAAAAAUAUUAAGAUGUUUGUAAUUUUCUUACCCUUUAAUUCCCCCCACCAAAUAAUCCUCAUCUUCACUUGUUAUUUUGAAACCACUGCUGAAGUCAUCAGCUCACCAUCAUCGUCUUGUUUUGAUGAUGUCAUGUUUCUUGCUGUUUGGCUCCUGAGGAUUGUGGGUAAUUCUGAUGGGUUUACUCAUAAACUCAUCCCCAGUUGGACUGGAAGCUGUGGAGUUUCUGGGACUGUACUCUAAAUGUCUUAAGUCUCUGAACAGGGACUAUUAUUACAGGGUGAAUGGAAGUAGGGGCGCUGCAGAGGCUGGUGUUUGAGUGUUUCUGAAGAAAGCUGUGAGUGCAGACUGAUAAAAGUAUUUAUGGACAUUAAAAAAUGAAAACUUGAGCUGUGUGCUUGUUGUUUUGUCUUUAAAACAAACCAACAGAAGCCAAGUCUUGUGUCCUGGUUUGGAGCUUUAUGAAUAAAACUGUACAGAUUUCAAAUGAUGAAAUGUUAAAACUGUCAUUCAAUGUGAAAAUGAAAUAAACAAUUCAGCCUUUU
This is a messenger RNA of Austrofundulus limnaeus, 5772 nucleotides long. It is a transcript of the gene cunh4orf54, whose product is annotated as chromosome unknown C4orf54 homolog. The record is from RefSeq and is a predicted model, not a curated record. Bases 172 to 4353 code for a protein of 1393 amino acids. The transcript has 2 exons. NCBI's taxonomy places the organism in Eukaryota, Metazoa, Chordata, Actinopteri, Cyprinodontiformes, Rivulidae.